AUGGAGCAGGAUGAGCGAGAGGACGGUGAACACAGUCCGGGGCCGCUGUUUGACCACAGCGAUGCCGAAGAUACCAAUUAUCAACCUGUCUCUAAGGAGGAGGUCAGCCUGGGCGAUAACGAAUUCAUCGUCCCAGAAGAACCCUUAGAACAAGAACGCCUCCAUCAGAGGCUUAUUACCACCACAAGGAGCCUGAAGAAGCAGAAGCAGCGGCUCAUAGCCGCACGGGAUACGCUCAAUGAUAGAUGGAAUGAAGUGCUAGACGCUGAGGAAAAAUAUGGCUGCGAUCGGCAAACAAAGGGCUAUCCUAAGCGUAAACUGUUGUACGAAUUCGACGACGAGGCUAUUCCGCCUAUACCGCCGAAGAACAAUACCGCCAACAAGCCGGACCGACCACCUCGGGGACGAGACAGAGGUUGGAGGAACGGCAAUGAUGACCGUGAUAAGGGGAAAAGUAUUGUUGAGCCUGAACCCUCAUGGUCUCCGGACUUUAGGAACUUAGACGCUCCUGGCUCGUCCAUGCUGGUACCUCAGUGGUGUGAUUGUGAUGAUCAUGAUAAGGGGAGAAGUGAUGGUGAGGCUGAACCCUCAUGGGCUCCGGAGUUGAGGAACUUAGAUGCUCCUUGCCCAUCCUUGCUGGGUUCUAAUGGAUGGGCUAUCGGGGAAGCGCCAUCUACUACUUUAAUCGAGAGAUAUGUGGCAAUGGGUUUUCAAACGGAAAUGGUCGUGAUGAGCAUCAAGGAGAUUGGGUAUAGUGACGAAAAUGCAUUACUUGAACUACUUUUAACAUACAAGGCACUAGGUGAUGAAGAUGCAUUGGGUAACUGCUCUACUUCUGGCUGCGCCCCCCUUAGAGUUGAACAUGGUGAUGAUCUUGAUUUUGAGAGCUCAAAUGGUGAUGACGAUGCUAGUGAUACACAGCCCAGCUCCGGUGAUUGUGGUGAUGAGAAUUUUAUACGAAAGAUGUCAGAGAAGGACAAGAAGAUCAACCCAUUAGUACAUAUGGGCUUUUCUGAAAAUGACGCAAAUAUGGCUAUUACAAGAUGUGGUAUGGAUGCUGAUCUCUCUGUAUUGGUUGAUUCGAUUAGUGCGUCACUGGUUGCAAGAGAUUUUGACUUAUCUAAUCAUCAGGUUAUGAAUAGAUGCUCUGACUCCUUUAGAGGGACAAAGAAAAUAAGAUUGAUGGAAGAUAGAAAGAAAAAGAGGAAACGGUAUGGAGGUACAGCACAUGGCAAUCAAAUCUUCUUGGAUGGCAGCCAUUAUGAACAUAUGCCUCCCCCAAAUCCAAUGGUUGGAUUUAGCCUGCCCAAUUAUAGCCAACUAUCAGUGGACAGAAAAAUUCCUAAAAAAGCUAUCGGGCGACCUUUUUUCUACUACGAAAAUGUGGCCCAAGCUCUCACAGCUGCAAGGAAAAGAGGCUACAUCCACAAUUUGCCUAUUGAGAACAGAGCACCUCUUCUUCCUCUGCCUCCAAAGACAAUACUUGAGGCAUUCCCUCGGUACAAGAAGUGGUGGCCUUCCUGGGACACGAGAACACAGUUCAACUGCUUGCGAACAAGUGUGGCAUGUCAACAGCUGACAGGAAGCAUUGGUGCUCUUGCAAGAACAGGGAAUCCACCGCCUCGAAAUAUUCAAAAAGAUAUCAUCAAACAGUGCAAAGUGUACAAUCUUGUCUGGAUAGGAAAGAACAAAGUUGCUGCAUUGGAGCCUGAAGAGAUUGAAUAUCUACUAGGUUUCCCGAAGGACCAUACAAGGGGACUCGCCAUCACAAAUAGAUACAAAUCUCUCGGCAACUCAUUUCAAGUUGAUACUGUUGCUUACCACUUGUCAGUACUGAGGGGCAUGUUUCCCAAUGGAGUUACUGUGUUGUCCUUAUUCACUGGUAUUGGAGGAGGAGAGGUAGCUUUGCAUAGGUUGGGGAUCCACAUGAGGACAGUGGUUUCUGUUGAGAUAGACAAAACUAGUAAGAGGAUUUUCAGGGGUUGGUGGGAUCAGACUCAAACAGGCACGUUGAUUGAGUUUGAUGACGUGAAAUCUCUUACUGAUGCUAAAGUUGCAUCACUGGUUACUAGAUUUGGCGGUUUCGACUUGGUGAUUGGGGGCAGCCCAUGUAACAAUCUUGCUGGGUGCAACAGAUACAGCCGUGAUGGCUUGGAAGGCAAGGAAUCUGUUUUGUUCUACGAGUACCCCAAAAUCUUGGAGGCCGUCGAGGACGCUAUGUCGAGGAUGUAG
Triticum aestivum (bread wheat) is the source of this 2232-nucleotide messenger RNA. RefSeq names its product DNA (cytosine-5)-methyltransferase DRM2-like. The transcript is spliced from 10 exons. NCBI's taxonomy places the organism in Eukaryota, Viridiplantae, Streptophyta, Magnoliopsida, Poales, Poaceae. Gene Ontology annotation, cellular component: nucleus. The coding region runs from base 1 to 2232 and encodes 743 amino acids. Gene Ontology annotation, molecular function: DNA (cytosine-5-)-methyltransferase activity. The record is from RefSeq and is a predicted model, not a curated record.